Messenger RNA from Euleptes europaea (tarantolino), 342 nucleotides. RefSeq names its product placenta-specific gene 8 protein-like. Bases 1 to 342 code for a protein of 113 amino acids. The record is from RefSeq and is a predicted model, not a curated record. The transcript has 3 exons. Gene Ontology annotation, biological process: positive regulation of transcription by RNA polymerase II. NCBI's taxonomy places the organism in Eukaryota, Metazoa, Chordata, Lepidosauria, Squamata, Sphaerodactylidae.
AUGAUGUCCCAGCCUGUGAUUUUGGCACAGCCGCAGCAGGUUGUGGUUGUUCAGCCACAACGGGGCCAGUGGCAGACGGGGUUAUGUGACUGCUGCAUUGACUGCGGAGUGUGCUGCUGCGGAUUUUUUUGCUACCCUUGUUUGGGAUGCCAGGUUGCUGCCGACAUGAAUGAAUGCUGCUGCUGUGGCUCAACCAUGGCGAUGAGGUCUGUUUACAGGACCAAAUACAAUAUCCCAGGAUCGCUCUGUAAUGACUUUUGCACUGUCCUUUGGUGUCCUGUUUUUUCCCUUUGCCAGAUAAAGCGGGAUAUCAACAGGAGGCGAGACUUAGGAAUCUUCUAG